AAGCCCCAGCAGGUGCUGCGUUUCUCGAGGCGCAAAAGAAAAUCGGCGGCAGUACCGGAAACAAGUGAAAAUGUGGCCCGAGGUGGAAACCGCCAAGGACGAGAAUCGCCGGGAGCUGAAGCUGACAGGGGCGAGCGUGGCCAAGCGAAUCACCGACAAUGCCGGCUGCUUGGAUGAGGCCAUCUACGGUCUCGCCUCGCUCAAUCUGCUGGACGUUAACGAUACGCCGUUGCAAGUGAUUUCACCACGGCUUGCUUCGUUGACUCAUCUGCAAUCGUUGCUGCUCUUCCGGAACAAAAUAGCGGAAUUACCGGCUGCGAUUGGGACACUGGGCGAACUGAAGGUGCUCGAUCUGUCCGGAAACAUGUUGACCGAUUUGCCGGCCGAGUUUGGCCAGCUACGUUCCCUGACCACGCUGAAUCUUUCUUUCAAUCUGCUGAAAACGAUCCAGCUGACGCAGUUGGCCCACCUGAGCGUUUGCAAUCUGUCCGGCAAUCAGCUGGAAGAGGUGCCGGAGUUUUACGUUGGUGAGGUGCACCAUCUCACGGUGGUUAUUCUGGAGAAAAAUCUCAUCACGGAGCUACCGGAAGCACUGACGCGGCACCAGAUACUGAAGACGCUCAACGUGGCCGAUAAUCGGAUCGAACAGGUCCCAAAGUAUGUCAGCAAGUGCGUUAAGCUGAAAGAAAUCAACCUCAAGGGAAAUCCGCUGAAGGACAAACGAUUGCUGAAGCUGGUCGAUCAGUGCCGCAGCAAGCAGGUCCUCGAUUACGUGGAGAAAAAUGGAUUCCAAGCGGCGAGGGCAGCGAAGGCUUCCAAAAAAGGCUCCUCAUCCGAAGCAUCACAGGAGGCCAAUGAAGACGCAUCAGCUGCGACUACGCCAGAGGAAGAAUCACCACAACAGGAGGCUGUGGAUGAACCUCAGCUAAAGAUCGUAAUCCGCAAAGUGACACCAAAUACACCGAAAGUAUCGUUCACGGCCGAAGCUAGAUCCACCCGGCCACACGCGCUCUUCUGCAUCGUCCGCAACUUUCCGGUAACCGAUUUGAAAAAGUUUCUCCAACUGCAGAACAGUCUCCAUGACAUCGAGUGUGCAAAGCGUGAAGUAGCAACGAUCGCAACCCACGAUCUGGCCAAGGUGAAGGGCACGAGCUUGCGCUAUCAUGCGGCUCCACCGGAGGACAUUUCGCUAAAGACACUCGGCAGUGCCACGCAAAUAACGGCGGCCAAGUAUUAUGCCGAUCUGCGGCACCAUGCCGAGCAGGUCCGGAAGGAUAAGAAGCGCAACACGUACUCCGGUGUUCACAAGUUCAUUGCGUUGCUCGAGAACCAGCCCCUUUUUGCGUACUUGAGUGACGACGAGAAGGUUAUCAGUCUGCCUCCUUUGACGAACUGUGACGAGACGAAAAUUACGAACACAACACGGGACCUGUUGCUGGAGGUGACGAGUGAUGUCGAUCAUAGGCAAUGCGUACGCGUGAUGAACGCACUGCUUCACCGGAUGCUUCUGAUGGACGUGGAGCCAAUCGCACCGGGGACGAACGGCGUAAGUGCGGCAGUGGUUGGAAAAUCGAAAAAAUCGAAAGCCUCCGCACCGAAAGUGGAAACGGUCCGGUAUGAUCGCUCGGUGACGCUGGAGGUGGAGCAGGUCGAACUGUACGAUUCCGUGGCCGGCCGGCUGCAUUCCGUGUUUCCCGGUAAAGGCGAUGUCGUAGGAGAUGAAGCGAAGGGCAUAGUGGUUGCCCCUAGUUUGAUUUGAUCCAAACAAAGGAUCUAUUCUUUUUGUGACCAAAACCAACGAUGUUUCCUUAUUUUUUUCCUUAACAAUGUACCUAAAACAGUGAGCUAAUAAAGCCUUCAUGUGUGAGAUCACAUUGUCCGCGCAAA
Messenger RNA from Anopheles aquasalis, 1887 nucleotides. Its product is annotated as leucine-rich repeat-containing protein 47. The record is from RefSeq and is a predicted model, not a curated record. Gene Ontology annotation, molecular function: protein binding. Gene Ontology annotation, cellular component: cytoplasm. NCBI's taxonomy places the organism in Eukaryota, Metazoa, Arthropoda, Insecta, Diptera, Culicidae.